Molecule: messenger RNA, 1756 nt
Organism: Athalia rosae (coleseed sawfly)
Lineage: Eukaryota; Metazoa; Arthropoda; Insecta; Hymenoptera; Athaliidae
Gene: Fkbp39
Product: 46 kDa FK506-binding nuclear protein
Exons: 4
Coding region: 162-1256 (364 amino acids)
Cellular component (GO): nucleolus; chromatin
Molecular function (GO): peptidyl-prolyl cis-trans isomerase activity; macrolide binding
Source: RefSeq, a predicted model, not a curated record
CACGAUCCACGUUCAAUCAUAUCUUGGCGCGCGAAGGCUGGAGAAGAAUAGCCGUUGUAAACGAGGCUGAUUUUUAUUAUAACAUAUCGUUGGACAGGGCGUUGAAUCAUUAUUGAUUUUAACAAUUUACUUUGGCAGUUGAUCAAAAUAGACCAAUCAAGAUGUUUUGGGGAUUAAUUAUGGAACCGAACAAACGGUACACACAGACAGUGGAAAAAUCAUUUCAUGUAUCUAUGGCGAGUUUAGAUGUGCCCAGUGCAGGCACCGGAGCUGUGGAAGUUAUGCUUACCUACGAGAAUCGCAAUUACUUGUUGUGCACGUUGCAACCUGGGCUGGCGAUACAGGUGCCUCUGGACCUCAAUUUUGUAGAGGGAACAGAGAUAGCCUUUGCUUCGUCUGGAACUGGCCGUGUACAUUUAACGGGAUACCUUGCACCAGACGAUGAUCUUGACUUAGAUGAACUCGAAGAGGAGGAGGAAGAUGAUGUUGAGGCGCCACAGCUAGUUGAAAAGCAGUCAAAACGCAAAUCUUCAGACUUGGAUGCGCAAGGUCAAAGGGAUUCCAAACGUGCGAAGCACGAUGAAGAAGAAGAGGAAUCCUCCGAUGACGAUGACGAUUUUGCUGAAGAAGAUAGCGAUUCGGAUGACAAAGAUGGGGAAUUCGAAGACGAAGAUCUCAUAGAAGGCGAAGGAGACAGUGAAGAAGAGGAAGAAGAAGUGGAGCUAGAGGAAGUUGUAAAACCAUUGUCAAAAAAACAAAAACAAAAACUCCGACAACAACAACAGCAAGAAGCACAGCCAGAACAAAAAACCAAGAAACAGGAAAAACUUGUUAAUGGCAAAGAUUCUAAACAAGAUCAGAAACAGAAGAAACAGAAAGGCGAACAACAACAAUCACAGGAAAACAAACAAGAACCAAAAAAACGAACAGUUGCUGGCGGAGUUAAGAUAGAAGACCUCCAAGUGGGUACUGGAGCUGUUGCAAAAGCAGGAAAACACCUUGCCGUAUACUACAUAGGACGGUUGCAAAACGGAAAGAAAUUCGAUGCAGUUAGUCGUGGAGAUGGAUUCAAGUUCCGAAUAGGUAAAAAUGAAGUUAUCCAGGGAUGGGACGUGGGUAUUACUGGAAUGAAGGUCGGCGGAAAACGGCGUAUCACGAUUCCUCCUGCGUUAGCGUACGGAGCUAGGGGUUCACCGCCAGUAAUCCCACCUAACUCUACACUAGUGUUUGAAGUUGAACUCAAAAACGUUCGCUAGAUAUGCUCAACAUAUAAUACACGGAACAAACAUUUGUGAAAAAUUUACUAUUCUCUUUUCCAUAGUAAACUACGUACAUUUCCAACAUUUAAAAAGGAUAUUUCCACAACUUAAGUACGAUAUUAAUAUGUCUGCUAUUUUGAACGCAAGAGUUUUUAUCACACUGAGAAUCACUGUUACAAUCGUGUGUUAAUUCGACGAAAGUUUAUACUACAUUUCAUUCUGUUUUUAAAGAUAUGCUCGUUUCUUGGGAGAUUACAAUGAAAUAUUUUACCUUUUUAUAGUUGCUCUCCGAAACAACUGUCACUCCCAAUGAGCAGUUGCAAAAAAAAAAAUUGAAUCAACCUUUGACUUUAGUAUUAUGUGAAGAUAAAAAUGGAAACAUGAAUAUUCCAGAAUUCAACACGUGACGGAUCUAAAAUAGAUAAGUUUAUGAUUUUUGAAGAAAAAAAAGUAAUGAUUGGUACCUAACAUUUACGAAUAAAUUAUAUUAUGACCAA